AUGCUGGAACUAGAACAUGGUCUUAUAAGGCAGGUGGAGCACGCCCAUACAAGGUGCUGGGUGUGUGUGCUGAGCUGCCUUCUGCUCGCCUGUGUGUACGUUGGCAGUUUAUAUGUCUGGAGAAGCAGCUUACCCAGGGACCAUCCUAGUGUGAUAAAGCGUCGCUGUGUCAGUGUGCUGCUGGUCUCUGCACUGUCACCUGCAGCAGUGAAGGCAUGGAUUCACUGGGCUGAUAUCAGGGUCGAUGCGUCUGUAUGGGAGCUGAUGGGGGUUCGUCUGGAAGGUUUUGUUCCUGCACUCAUACUGCCACUGCUACUAACCAUGGUUUUUUAUCUUGGUCCCCUGGUUCAUUCCGCAAUGGACAACCCUAAUGGCUUCACUACGGAACUGCAGUCUGCACUGGAUGUUCAGUCGUGGAGACUCUCACUAGGAGACGUAGUGUGGCUCAGGAACCAGGUGGUGGCGCCAGUGACGGAGGAGCUGGUGUUCAGAGGGGCCAUGCUGCCCAUGCUGGUGCCCUGUGCAGGACCCACAGCUGCCAUCUUUAUGGCUCCACUCUUCUUCGGUGUCGCUCAUUUCCACCACAUCAAAGAGCAACGGCGCCUCCAGAAGGAUAGUAUGAGAGUCAUUCUUCUGGUGGCAGGGAUGCAGUUCUUGUACACAACUGUGUUUGGUGCCUUCACUGCCUUCAUAUUCAUGAGAACUGGUCAUAUUGUGGGCCCAGUUUUGUGCCACUCGUUCUGUAACAGUCAGGGCCUGCCUGACAUUGGCUCCGCCCUGCAGCACCCUCAACGCACAGCUCUACUCUUCCUAUAUCUGAUGGGAGCCCUGCUGUUUCUGGUGCUGCUCUUCCCGCUGACAGACCCCUUCUUCUAUGGUGCCAUUCCCGUCUGCAGCCUGGCUCCCGCUCCCGCGCCUGUAUGCUAG
Seriola dumerili (greater amberjack) is the source of this 927-nucleotide messenger RNA. Its product is annotated as CAAX prenyl protease 2-like. Lineage: Eukaryota; Metazoa; Chordata; Actinopteri; Carangiformes; Carangidae. Gene Ontology annotation, cellular component: endoplasmic reticulum membrane. The record is from RefSeq and is a predicted model, not a curated record. Gene Ontology annotation, molecular function: metalloendopeptidase activity. The coding region runs from base 1 to 927 and encodes 308 amino acids. The transcript is spliced from 8 exons. Gene Ontology annotation, biological process: CAAX-box protein processing.